Molecule: messenger RNA, 2477 nt
Organism: Loxodonta africana (African savanna elephant)
Lineage: Eukaryota; Metazoa; Chordata; Mammalia; Proboscidea; Elephantidae
Gene: PPIL6
Product: peptidylprolyl isomerase like 6
Exons: 8
Coding region: 118-1056 (312 amino acids)
Biological process (GO): protein peptidyl-prolyl isomerization
Molecular function (GO): peptidyl-prolyl cis-trans isomerase activity
Source: RefSeq, a predicted model, not a curated record
GCCGCCACGCCCAGGCCCCGCCCCGUCCCGAGCCUCUGCGAACGGCGGGGGCGGAGCCGCGCGGUUGCCCCGGCGACGCGCACUGUUUAUGCUCCGGGAUAGGCGCGAGCCGCGGCCAUGGCGAGCCUGGAGCCUUGCGGCUCAGGGAGAAACCCGUGCGGCCCGCAGCCUCCGCCCGAGGAGAAGCUGCUGCAGGUGAAGGUGGUGGGGCUCUUUAAGAGCUCCAGCUUUCAGAUUGCGAAGAGCACAGCUGAGAGUCUGAAGACUACAUAUCCAUCCAAGUUUGAAGAUCCUAUAUUAGUUCCUCUUCAAGAAUUUGCGUGGGAUCAAUAUCUACAGGAGAAAAAAAGGGAGCUCAAGGGUGAAACCUGGGAAUAUUCUUCGUACGUGAUAUGUUUUGUUAACAAUGAGUUCCUGGGUGAUGCACUUGAGCUGCAGAAAUGGGCUCACAGGGUGUGGGACAUACUUGAUGUUAAGCCCUUUGCACUUUAUGAGGCACUUACAUUGGAUUACUCCUCUGAAUUCUUAAGAAACACCAAGCAUGACUUUGUGUUCUUGGACGUUGCUAUUGAUUAUUAUCCAGUUGGAAGAUUGAUUUUUGAGCUAUACUGUGAUGUGUGUCCCAAAACGUGUAAGAAUUUUCAGGUCUUGUGCACAGGAAAAGCAGGAUUUUCUCCAGGUGGCUUAAGGCUUCAUUAUAAAGGUUCAAUAUUUCAUCGAUUAGUCCAGAAUGCUUGGAUACAAGGAGGAGAUAUAGAAGCUGGAAGAGGAGAUGGUGGAGAGUCAAUUUAUGGACCAACAUUUGAAGAUGAGAACUUUUCAAUUCAUCAUAAUAAAAGGGGAGUUCUUGGAAUGGUCAACAAAGGCCGUCACAGCAAUGGAUCACAAUUCUAUAUCACACUACAGUCAACUCCCUACCUAGAUAGAAAAUAUGUGGCUUUUGGGCAACUGAUUGAAGGAACAGAUGUUCUUAAACAACUUGAAUUAGUUCCAACAGAGAAUGAAAGACCAGUACCCAGAUGUAUAAUUAUUGACAGUGGAAAUCUUUAUGACUGAUUUUCAUAUCAAUAUUUUCUAUGAUAAUUUAGUACUAUGUAUCUGAUCAGCUGUUUUUAGACUUAAUUAAACAGUGCUUGAUAACAUUUUAACUUGAAAGCUGUGACAAACAAUGUAGGUUCAGCCCCCCAACACCCAAUCCCUCCCCAUUUUCAUUUCCUUCCUCUACUGUAGAGACACUAAAAGCAACAUAUUCAAUUUCCCAGCCUCCUUUGCAGCCAGGAGUGCCCAUGGGAUACUACUCUGGCCAGUGGGACAGAAGUAGAACUUCAGUGGCUCUGGCCCUUUCUCCUUCGUCCAGCCUUCAAUGGAGAGAGGCUGGAGCUGCAAAUGUCACCUCGUGCAGAUGUUACCCAGGAGGGAAAGCCCAAGAGAACUGCAGAGAUGUCAGCUGCCACUUCUUGAGCUGCAGAACCAAGAUCAGCACCCACCUACCUCUGGAUUUCUUACUAUGUAUGACAAAUAGGCCCCUGUUUAUGUUACUGUUGGUUUUGAGUAUUUCAUUACUUGUAGCCAAAACAUUUUUAACUUAGCAGAGUACCUAAUGGUCUUUGAAUAUGAAAACAUUCAGUUUGAGAGAAUUGUCUUAUUUGUAACUGUAUUGCUACCAUGAGAAACUUGGUAAAUAACCAAAUAGGAGAGAUAUAAUAGAAAAAAUAAUUCAUUUUAAUAUUUCACUAUUAAUACAUGGCAUUGAGAAAAAGGUAGAUGUUUUUAUAUGACAUGAUAUAAUCCUUGUCUCUCUGAGCAUACCAACCAUAAGAAAAUCAAGGGCUUUGGUUAUACUCCCCAUGGUGGUUGACUCCUGUGAUAUCACUGGAGAUCCAGUUUUAUCAGCUGUUCUUGAAUCUGAGGUUCCCAAACCCAUGUCAUUUGGGAUGCUUUUUAAACACAGAUUGGUGGACCUUAUCCUUGACCUUCUGAAUCAGAGUCUUUAGUUAUAGGACAGCGAGUGUGUCACUCAUUUAGGUCUCUCCCCAGUGAUUCUUAUUUAGCCAGCGGGGCUUCUGGUCACUUGAGAAUCCCUGCAAGACAUAAAAAACCCAUUGCCGUCAAUUCCAACUCAUAGCAACCGUAUAGGACAGAGUAGAACUGCCCCCAUAGGGUUUCCAAGGAGUGGCUGGUGGAUUCAAACUGCUGACUUUUUGGUUAGCAGCCAAACACUUAACCACCGCGCCAUCAGGGUCCCACACGACAUAAGUAAUUGGUUUUAGACCUCUUUUAGUAGUCAGAAUGUGUUUGACUCUGCAAUCGGUGCCGCCAGAGGUGGUCUUGCUCAGCUGCUGCUGCUGCUACCAUCACUGAGCUCCUGCUCUGCCCAGAGCCAUUGUAUUUUUCUUGUCCUGGCAUCACAGUGGUUAAGAGCUUGGCUGCUAACCUAAAGGUUGGCAGUUCAAACCCACCACCUGCUCAUUGGAAAC